Cordyceps fumosorosea ARSEF 2679 is the source of this 498-nucleotide messenger RNA. RefSeq lists its product as hypothetical. The coding region runs from base 1 to 498 and encodes 165 amino acids. Lineage: Eukaryota; Fungi; Ascomycota; Sordariomycetes; Hypocreales; Cordycipitaceae. The transcript is spliced from 2 exons. The record is from RefSeq and is a predicted model, not a curated record.
AUGGUCCGCCCCGUUGACGACAACGACAAGGUGAACCUCGAGUUUCCAUUUGCCUGCGCCGGCGAGCGGCCGAUUAAGGGCUUUCACAUGCGCCUUAUCGAAGAGAGUGAAAAGAAGGACUUUUACCCGUGCGACGUCCAAGACGGCAAGGGUUUGAAGUUGGGCCCCGCACAAUGCGGGCCGCCGAAGCUCGAGGAGGACUUGACCUGGGAGGAGAUCAAGGCGCUGGUCGACGCGUCUCCCGUGCUGACGGAUCUGCUCGCGGCCACUCCCCCCGAACCCGCUAGCAAGUGUGUGCCGCCGCCCGUUGCCACCUCGAAGCCGGGGACCGACGUCGACGCGAACAAGCCGGCCAACGACGGCUCGGACGGGCUGGAGGAAGACGGUGACUCAGAUGAGCCGGAGAAGGACGUUGACUCGGAAGAGCCGACCGAUGGCGACUCGGAGGAGCCGGUUAAUCCGAGCUUCGUCUUUCCGGGGCCAACCAACGGAGAGUAA